Molecule: messenger RNA, 1708 nt
Organism: Mycena citricolor
Lineage: Eukaryota; Fungi; Basidiomycota; Agaricomycetes; Agaricales; Mycenaceae
Source: the annotation of a GenBank genome assembly
CGACUUGCUUCGUAACCACCAUGUCGUCGGAUCUGGUCUUGAGCAAGAUAUUGGCGCAACUUGAAACGAUGCAGGGGCAGCUCGACUCACUGACGGGUGCGAACAAGACGAAUGGAGGCCCCGCGCUCCCCAGCAACGGCACCAGGCCUAUCAGCGUCCCGGCGGGCAGGUCGGUCUCAUCGAGCUCGGACAAGAUCGGCGAUCUGGGGACCUCCCCUAGCUCGGUCUCCUCUGUGCCGCUGCAUCACAUCCUCUCCGACGUCACCACCAAAGAGAAGGAGCGCGAGCGUGUGCUGUACCCCGGGCGUGUCAACCUGACGACGUAUCCCGGCCAACACAACAUCACGCCGUACCCCCUGCAGUGGGGCGCAUUGGCCCCGACCGAGCGUGGACCCGUGGUGUGCUCGCGGCUGCCGAGCAGCAUCAAGAUGCGCAACGCGCUGGGUGCGCACAGCGGCUCGUACUCGAUCUACCGCGCACUGUCCAUCGCGAUGGGCUCCCUAUCGCCGAACCACAAGCCCGAUUACACGAUGACGGAGCCGCCGGUGGAGGUUCCGCCCAAUCCGGCGUGGGGAUCGGCGGGUGGGUGGACGAUGAGUGACAAACCCGCGAGCGGGAACUACGGGCCGAUCGUCAGCAUGGACCCGUAUGGGCAUCUGGUGCAGACGGUGUUCAAUCGGGAGAUCGAGGAGCUUGGCCUGGACGCGCGGCCGUCGAUCGCGAUCACGCGUGCGCACAUCAAGAUGAGCGAGUUGGACGAGUCUGUGCGACGGGGAGAACUGGAGAUCGACGGCAAGAUCGUGCUGAAGACAGCAGACCUGCCGGGGCUCGCCGAGUCGGGUGUCGAGGUGACGGUGAGCAAGGCUGCGGUCGAGCCUGUAUGGCAUCUUCCCGGGGUCGCCGAGCGAUUUGGAAUCUCCGAGCUGUUACUGCGCCGCGCUCUAUUCGAAGAGACUGGCGGUUCUUAUCCGGAGCUGAUCACCCGUCCCGAUAUCAAGGUCUUCCUCCCCCCUAUCGGUGGUUUGACGGCCUAUAUCUUUGGAAAUCCCGCGUUUCUACGGGACGAGAGCAAAGAACUAACCCUCCGAGUGCAUGACGAAUGCAACGGAUCGGACGUCUUCGGCUCGGACAUCUGCACGUGCAAGCCCUAUCUGACUUACGCAAUCGAGGAAUGCAUUCGGGGUGCUCAGCGAGGCGGAGUCGGCCUCGUGGUCUAUUUCCGGAAGGAAGGCCGGGCUCUCGGGGAGGUAACGAAGUACCUGGUGUACAAUCUGCGCAAACGCGGCGGCGAUUCGGCGGACAAGUACUUCAAGUCGACGGAGAUGAUUGCGGGUGUGAAAGACAUGCGGUUCCAAGCGCUGAUGCCCGAUGUGCUGCACUGGCUCGGGGUCAAGAAGGUUGACAAGAUGGUGUCGAUGAGCGACAUGAAGUACGAUGCGAUCGUGAAGAGUGGGAUCCCGAUCUUGCACCGUUAUGACAUUCCUGACCACCUCAUUCCUCCCGAUUCGCGAGUCGAAAUCGAUGCCAAGAUCGCAGCCGGAUACUUCUCGAGUGGCAAGCAGGUGACCGAGGCUGACUUGGUCAAGACUGUUGGUCGUACUUGGGAGGAGACCGAGCACUGAAAUCGGGGCUGACACGACCUGUACUGCACCGUAUAAUACAUUGUAUACAUCCUAAGUAUUAGAACAUCGAGUCUGUAUGCUUCCUC